Messenger RNA from Triticum aestivum (bread wheat), 1031 nucleotides. RefSeq lists its product as uncharacterized. The annotation marks the transcript as partial. The transcript has 2 exons. The record is from RefSeq and is a predicted model, not a curated record. NCBI's taxonomy places the organism in Eukaryota, Viridiplantae, Streptophyta, Magnoliopsida, Poales, Poaceae.
ACUAUACUCCGAGAAAUAUGAGAGAACUUAUUACGGAGGACAAUAGUGAAAAUGCAACUACAUAUAAGGAUAGCAGCGAUCUGCAGAAAAACAAAGGUGACUGCUCAACUGAUUGGCUUUCAACCAUGCCCACGAUCCCAACACACUAUAACAAUUCUUUGAAUGACUAUCCGAAAUAUCAAGAUAGUGAGGGAACUUUCGAGUUCAAUAUAGGAUCUGAGGGAGCUAUAAAUCUUAACCAAAUAAGUCAGCCAAGUAAUAUUGCAAAACCGGUUGGUUAUGGUUUUCAUGGAAAUGAUGGCAGCACGACUAGUCUUUGUGGAGGUGCUCUUAGUGGACGAGCAUCUAAUACUAAUAAUGGUCACGGUUAUACUAAUGGUAAUGGUGCUCAUGUUGGAGUUCUAGCAAAUGGAAGCAUGGUUAGUGCAUCACAACCGUCCAAUCUUUCACAAACAGCACAACAGCCAAUGCCCACUUUGAAUUUAUUUCCAAGUAAUACAAUGUUUGCCAUGGAUAAUCCAAACCAUUUAAGGCAACAGGAGCUUCUACCACAGUUAUAUCCACUCAUCUAUGACUCUAGCAUUGGAGGGAUAAGGAUGUUGACUCCGCCUCUAGAUGAUGGUGAAGACCUCCUCAGAAGCUACCUUGGUGAGGACGAGGACAUGCAAAACACCGCAACCACGGACAUGGCCCAUGGAAUGCAGAAUGCAGCAACCAUGGACAUUACACUGGGAAUAACAAAUUCUGCAACUGUGGAGAUGACCCAAGAAAUUUCAGGAGAUGGUGCUGCUGGUCAGACCAAUGCAAUGCAGCUUCAAGGCCACGGCAGUGAGUUUUUCAACACGGAUAGUACUACUGUUGAAACAGCCGGCAUAUCAGGUACAGGUGGACUAGGAACAGACGAGAUGAUGCAUGGGGUAAAUAUGGAUGAAUUUAACAAAUUUAUGAAUGAGAAGGUAUGUACUAUUCUCAGUAUUAGCAUGCCUGCAUUUUUCUAUUUCAUUGUCCUUCUAAAAUUUGCGAGAACUUAA